This is a messenger RNA of Pistacia vera, 1769 nucleotides long. Its product is annotated as putative ABC1 protein At2g40090. Lineage: Eukaryota; Viridiplantae; Streptophyta; Magnoliopsida; Sapindales; Anacardiaceae. The transcript is spliced from 7 exons. Gene Ontology annotation, biological process: mitochondrion organization; lipid homeostasis. Bases 1180 to 1623 code for a protein of 147 amino acids. Gene Ontology annotation, cellular component: mitochondrial inner membrane. The record is from RefSeq and is a predicted model, not a curated record.
AAAAUUUUUCCCUUUCUUCUCUUUUCGUCUUCUCCAGUGUUUCUCUUUAGCAGCUCGACAUAUCUAACAUUCUAGGGCUGCUUAAAAUCACUCUCUAAUUAACCGUAACAAUGGUGUUCAAGAACAAACUCUUCUUCUCUUCCAAGAAAUCCUCCGACUUCGAUGGAUUUGACUCUCCUCGAUCCUUUGGAUCCAACUCCCCAAUCCGAUCAAUUCUCGGAAACUAUUGGGAGAAUUGCAAAAAUAGCUCAGAGAGAAACAUAUGUUUGAAGAUUUCGUCUCCAAGAUCAAUUCUCUUCUUCACGAACAAUUUCGCUCUGCUUCUCCACCUCUUCGCAAUCUGGAUCGUUCGCCUCUUUCUCAUUCUUUUCUUUUUAAAUUUAGAGAUCGUAAUGAGAGAAAAUUCGUCGAUUUAAUUAAAUUUCUGUUGAUUUUGGUGUUCAAUUUGAUGGUUUUGAUUGAAUGUUAAGAAUUUGGAGUUAGGGAAAUUAUAGGGAAAUUCAUUGAGACAGCUCUUCGCUUUUCUUUGAAGCUGUUUUAUGAGAUCCCUAGUGCUUUAACACAAUGGUGGCUGCCAAGAGGACUUUAACUCAUCUCCUUCUCUAUCUCUCUUCUUUCUUCUUUAUUGUCUACUUUAUUCCUUUUCAAUCUUAAUUAAAGAAGAGAAAUAAGUUGAUUAUGGCUAACUCUUGUAGAAGAAGUCCCAUGAGAGCAUCAAUAGCAGGCUUGCUCGUGUCAUGAAGAGUGGCAAGUACACUUUAGGUUGUAAAAUUGUGCUUCACAUCCUAAGAAGCUCCAAAGCGAAGCUGGUUGUCAUUACCAACAACUGACCUCCUUUUUGGAAGUCUGAGAUAGAGUACUAUGCGAUGUUGGCUAAAGUUGGGGUUCACUACUACAAUGGGAUUGCCAAGCCUAUAUCUCCAAAGAUAUUCUCACCAGCUAUAUCUCCUUUCAAGAGAUGAAUGGACGAGAGCCUUCCAUGUGUCAAGGCAGCUUGCAAAACACUCAUUACAUUGAGUGUUUGGGUGAAUAAAUAGACAUUUCUCUUCACGAAGAAGGAGGCGGCAGGCUGGGCUGAGAUGGGAGCUUCAUUUCUUUCUUUCGUGAAAGAAGGAUUGGAUUUAAUUAAAGAGGCUAUUAGCAGAACAGGGUAUGGUGAGAAGAUAAAGAUAGCUAUCGAUGUUGUUGCUACUGAUUUUUGCAAAGGUUUUUGAAGAAUUUGAUCCUAUUCCUAUAGAAAGUGCUUCCCUUGCACAAGUUCAUGUUGCUAGUACACAUGAUGGCAAAAAGUUGUUGUUAAGGUUUUAUUCACUGUUAUUUUUACCUCAAAGUUCAUUUAGUAUGCUAAGCAGAGUCCAAGUUUCCAUGCAAAUUAUGCACAAAUAUAGGACUAGAAUGUUUCUUAAUUGCUUUCUAUGUCAAAAUUAUUUCCUCAAUAUUCAGGUUCAGUAUACUCACAUGACCGAUACUGCAGCUGCAGAUCAUGCCACUGUGGAGCUGAUUGUGAAUACCCUUCAUAAGGUUUUUUUUCCUUCUUUUGGCUAUAGAUGGUUGCUUGAUGAAAUGCGUGAAAGUUUGCCCAAGGAAAGGAUAGGCCUGUUCACUACAAUAGUUAAGGUGUGAGGAUGAUAAAGACUCUAGCUUUCCACUGAGGUAAAGCUCCAAAAGGUGACCGAACUGAUUGGUUUAUGCAUUUUUGUCUUUGGUUAUGCACAUAUGAUAGUGCAAUUUUGGAUUUUUAUUGCUCAUGUUGCUAAAAAAUCCAUGUA